Molecule: messenger RNA, 7667 nt
Organism: Pseudopipra pipra
Lineage: Eukaryota; Metazoa; Chordata; Aves; Passeriformes; Pipridae
Gene: TRAK2
Product: trafficking kinesin protein 2
Exons: 14
Coding region: 1821-4343 (840 amino acids)
Biological process (GO): mitochondrion distribution; anterograde axonal transport of mitochondrion; protein targeting
Cellular component (GO): cytoplasmic vesicle; dendrite; mitochondrion
Molecular function (GO): myosin binding; GABA receptor binding
Source: RefSeq, a predicted model, not a curated record
AUUAGUUUCCAAAUAUUGAAGAUAAAAAUGUGGAUGUAAAGGUAAUACUAAUCUUAGGAGGUGUUCACAUCCGGGAAACUUUGGACAGGUGGAAGAGAAGGCUGAGUUCAGGGGAAGUGCUUAUAGUUCAGGACUGCGAUUCUAAGGGCUGACUUAGCAAGUCCCAUGGCUGCCUAAUCAUUACAUUUCACACCAAUCUAAGAGUGGGAACGUGUGAUAGUGAAAAAGAGGCAGGAGCCCAGAACUGCGCUAGAACAGAUGUAAUACAAGAGGUAUGGAGUAUACAGCAGCUCUGUUUUCGGGAAGGUGUUUCUUUUGAUGAUGUUUGCUCUGAUGUUGUGUGUUGAUGUUGUGUGUGAAAUGCUGUUAAUGGUUUCUUCUGGAGACAGAAAAGGACAAAUGCCAGGUAGUUGGGUACUAGAUCAGUGUUGAUCACUGCCUUCCCGUUCUGAAAAUUGUAACUUGUUCCUAAACCUCUCAAAUCAUAAAGAAGAAAAUGGACAGCUUCAAUCACAUGAAGAAACCUUUAAUACAUUGAAAAUCAAAUGUAUAGCAGGCUGCCAAAAGAACCGAACAGUUACUUGCCUGUAGUUUCAAGUGUUUUUAUGUGAGGAGAAUGCAUUGUAAUCACUUCAGAGAAAUGGGGAAGUCCUGUUUCCUCCAUAUAUUGGAACUAUUGGAACAAACCACGUAGAAGAGUAAACUUGAUAUUUAUAUAAAAUCUGUAAUGAUUAUCUCUUCCUUGUACAUGUCACCCCUCUGAAAGGUUUUUCUGAAGUGGUGGUGGUUCUUGUUGUCAUUGUUGUUGUUGUUUGUACUUCAAGCUUCCAUCCAGGGUGCAUAGCAAAGGAGUAAGACUGAAAUAUUACCUCCUAAGAGUGCAGUACUCGACAGUUUAAAGCAACCUUGUUAUGAGUUGGACUUGCAGGCUUGGAACUCUUAACUGUGGAAAGUAAUUGGAAAGCUGCUUAAUGUUUAUUGCUCACUCUGUUUCUGAUAAUAAUAUUGCAAGCAUAAAAGAUUUUAUAGUCGAGUGAAUGAUUUUGCAGUUGUGUAAUCAGUGGGGUGUGUACUUGCCUCUGAGUUUGAAUUAUAAAGACGUGGGAUCAGAGUCUAUCAGAUGGAACUUGACAUCAAAUGCAGCUCUGCUGAAGCUCCCUGGUCAGCACCUGUGUGAUGGAACACAGGGCUCUGAGAGAAGGACCUUCAGUCAGCAUGAGCUCGCAUUUUCAAACUGCAGUGAGAGGGAGGGGUUUUAUCAGCAAUGUUUUCAUGAAGCCGGUCGUGUACUGUUUGGCGGUCAAGGUGCUGCAGAAAGCGGUGUCUUCCUACUUCACCCAGAGAGAGUGAUGCCAGACAAAUACAAAUAUAAAUCAAGAUCUAGUUAUAAUCAUUGUUGGAUAGCUUGUUAGGUGAAAUUUGUAUCUUUCUUUCUGUUGCCUGGCUUUGGGAAUAAAUGUGAAAGUCAUAACUCUUGAAGCAUAACAUGGGGUUUUAUGUGCGUGUCUUUCUACCCCUAUAUAUGUUUGGAAACGUUUUUACAACUUUUUCCUAGAGAAAAUGCUAAAAUUAUGGUUCAAGUGAAUUUUUAGUUGAGGAAUAAAAGUAAAAUAGCAAAAGAGUUUAUUGCACUUGAGCUCCUCCUCUUUUUAUGGCUGCUGCUGCUAUAUUAGGUUGAUCCCAUGACCAGUUGAGUGCCCAGUGGCAGUGUUUUCAGUGAGGUGGAAGAAUAUUUUCUGCUUCAACUGUGGUAGCAUAAGAAGCCCUGAAUUACAAAAGCUCUGUCUUUAGAAUUAUUUUGUGUGUAUGAAUAAAGGGACAUGGCAAAACACAGCAAGAAUUUUAACCAAAAUGAAGAGUUGCUUGCAACUUUCGCCUGGCAAGUUCUUGGCACAGGUAAUGCAGAACAGAAGACCUACAGUGAUGCUGACAUGGUCAAACGUCUGUUAGCUGAGAAAGAUCGAGACCUGGAACUGGCAGCUCGAAUUGGACAAGCCCUCCUUAAGCGAAACCAUCUGUUGAUGGAACAGAACGAAGCCCUAGAAGAACAGUUAGGACAAACUCUAGACAGAGUUAACCAGCUGCAGCACGAGCUGUCAAAGAAGGACGACCUGCUGCGCAUUGUUUCAAUUGCUUCUGAGGAGAGCGAGACGGAUUCCAGCUGUUCCACACCGCUCCGCUUCAAUGAGUCUUUCACGGUGCCACACGACCCGUUGCAGCUGGAUGUCUUGCAGGAUAAACUCCGAGAGCUGGAAGAGGAGAACCUUGCUCUUCGGUCGAAGGCUUGCCAUCUGAAGACAGAAACCAUCACGUAUGAAGAGAAGGAACAGCAGCUGGUCAAUGACUGUGUGAAAGAACUCCGGCAAACAAAUGCUCACAUUUCCAGGAUAACAGAGGAGUUGUCAGAGAAGAGUGAGGAAGUGGUUCGCUACCAAGAAGAGAUCUCAUCCCUCUUGUCUCAGAUUGUAGAUCUUCAACAUAAACUCAAAGAAAAUGUGAUUGAGAAGGAGGAGCUGAAACUUCACUUACAAGCCUCCAAAGAUGCUCAGAGACAACUGACAGCAGAGCUCCAUGAGUUGCAGGAUCGGAAUGCAGAGUGUCUGGGGAUGUUGCACGAGUCCCAAGAAGAAGCGAAGUUGCUGCGCAGCAGAGUCAGCUCUGCUGCCUGUCUCUGCCACCGCCAGCCAUGUGGAGCAUUCCCUGUGGAUUCCCUUGCAGCAGAAAUUGAAGGGACAAUGCGGAAGGAGUUGAGUCAGGCUGAUGAAUCUCUUCUCUCCAAGCAAAAGGAUCAACAGAAACGAGUAUUUGACACUGUCAAGACUGCUAAUGUCAUUCGUGGCCGCUCCUCUCCCUUUCCUGCUCCAUUGCCAAUCCCUGGAUCUAAUCGGUCAAGUGCUGUUAUGACAGCAAAACCCUUCCAGUCUGGUGUGCACCAGUUGGAGAGCCACACACGGAUGGCCAUGGGGAACAGCUCUGAGAAGAAUUUGAAAGACACUCACAUUCCUGGCCAGCCGGGAAGCCCUGGAGACAAUGACUUGGUCACAGCUCUGCACAGGCUCUCCCUCCGUCGUCAGAACUACCUGAGUGAGAAGCAGUUCUUUGAGGAGGAGUGGGACCGAAAACUGAAUUUGUUGGCUGAGCAGAAAGAGGAGGCCAGUGGCUUCAGUACACCGACAGAAAGCUCUUUUUCCUCGGGUACAAACUCAGAAUUCACUGAUCUCUCUGCCAGCUGUAGUAAUCUCCGUGUCCUCCUACCAGAAAAAUUGCAAAUUGUCAAACCCAUUGAAGGAUCUCAGACCCUUUUCCAUUGGCAGCAGCUUGCUCGACCCAACCUAGGCACCAUUCUUGACCCAAGACCAGGUGUUGUUACUAAAGGCUUUACCCCUCUGUCUGAUGACACUGUGCACCACAUAUCUGACCUGGAGGAGGAUGAUGAGGAAGAAAGUGAAGGAGGCAUAACAUUUCAAGCACAACAGUCCUUCCCAGAGGAAAAGAAAUGUACACUGGCAAAGCCAGUGUCAGGGAUUUUCCUGCCACCUAUUACUUCAGCAGCAGUACCGCUCACCGCCUCAAAUCCAGGGAAGUGUCUGUCUUCAACAAAUUCCACAUUUACCUUUACUACCUGUAGGAUUCUUCACCCAUCUGAUGUCACUCAAGUUACUCCCAGCUCCAUGGGUGCUCCGUUUUCACUGGGAAAUUCCAGCAGUACUGGAAACUCAGUAGUGAGUACUCCAGCCAUUCCUUACAGACUUAGUAUCGGAGAAUUUCUCACCAACAGAAGAGACUCAACUACUACUUUCAGCAGCACAAGCAGUCUGGCCAAACUUUUGCAAGAACGAGGCAUCUCUGCCAAGGUUUACGACAGCCCCAUAUUGGAAAAACUGCCUUUGCUACAACCCCCUCGAACUCUUCCCAUUCCUUCUACUCCACCAAAUUCUCCAUCGCGUUCACCUUGUCCUUCCCCUCCACUGUUUGAGCCUCGAGUGCAUCACUCUGAAAAUUUCCUGGCUUCUCGACCAGCAGAAACAUUCUUGCAGGAAAUGUAUGGCCUCAAGCCCUCCCGUAACGCUCCAGACAUAGGCCAGCUGAAGAUGAACCUGGUGGACAGACUGAAGAGGCUGGGCAUUGCCAGGGUAAUCAAGCCCCCUGAAACACAGGACCAUGCGAAAAAUCAAGGGCCAGAGGUUGGCUUGCAGAGGCAGGACUCAGCUGGGCUUUUAAAUGCAGGUAGCAACUUGAUGGUAGGACUGAGAAGAAACCAGAGUCUUCCAGCCAUGAUUGGAGCACUGGGAGCUCCAGCUUGCACACAGUCAUCGAAAAUGGGUAUCCUAAAAGAAGACUAACUGGCUUGAAAAAUGUUUGACUUAGAGCAUAGUAAAAAAUAUGAGGGAUGAACAUCCAGUGCAGGCAUCACUAGAUGUGUUACAGAAGAGUUGGAGAAGGCACGUGCAUGUUAGAGAUGUGGGAGGGACAAGUGUUGGGAUCAAGGAGCAAAAGAAUAUUGCUUGGGUUUGAGGAAGAAGGCUUUUGUGGGAGAAAAGAAAGAGGAAACCAAAGCUUAAUUUUGAGACCCCCUUCAGCAUCUGUCUUAACUUAAGCAAAAGUAAAAGACUAUUGUAGACAUUGUCAGUGCUUUAACCCUUUAAACUGUAUGUGUAGGACUCUCUUGCAGCUGUCCUACUUUUUUCCAGCAUAUGACCAUAGUGUUUUACUAGUCGUUAGCAGUCAGGCUAUAUCAUUUAAAUAUAUUAUUAAAAUAACAGUCAAUCUGACCAGUAUUACUGAUCCAAAUUCCUCUCUGUAGCAAACAAAUUCAAAAACUUUUUUUAUUCUUGUAUUUUCCAUUUCAGGAACUGUGAUCUUUUGAACUCCUCCCCACUUUGAGAAGCAGGGGAGAGAAUAUGUAGCUCUGUGUUAGAAAACAAUACUUCAGUUUACAAACACAGAAACUGGUGGUCAGGAUUUAUAUUUUGAAAUAGUGCAAUUGUGCUAGUGAGAUAUUAACAGAAGUUAAUUUUUUCCCACAGCUUCGGAACGAAGCACACAGAGGAAUGUGCAAUGAAUAAGAAUUAAGAAGCAGGAAAGUAUGUAUUGGGGAAAACUUCAAGCUAAGAAAUCUUUUCAAAGUGUAGUGUGCAUCUGUUUAAAUGAGGAUAUUUUUGCACACACACAGACACACAGAUAUCUCAGGCACAUUUCAGUGUUGCAAAAGGAAAUAAACCCUUGGUGCUUGAUUCAGAGUUUCUUUUUAUUUGACAUAUGUGAAGAGCAUUUACUUCAAGAAAAGUGUUGGAAGUUCAGUAGCCUGCCUCUUCUCUUGACAAGUAGACAUUGUGUACAUUUGGGAGUUCUGCAGUAAAGUUUAUGCCUUUCAUUCACUUAUUUCUGAUUUUAGGCAGGAUUUAUUUCAAAAAUUUCAUUAAGAGCAGAAUUUGCCAUUAGAAACAGGAAGAAAAAAUCUGGUGUUCUUUGAGGCAUUUUAAUGAACAUUUUAAUCCAGUGUUUUGAUUGAUGGAGUGUGGUUCUGAACAUAACUGAGGCAGACUUUCCAACUCAAAAGAGAACUCCAUUUUAGAAAUCUGGUUUCUGAGUGGUAAUCAUCAAAAUACUACUGCCCAUGCUGCUUUUUUGUUUCCUUCCUGUCAAAGGUUCUAGUCAUAACUGAACAAUCUAUAGUAGAUUUAUUGUGUAACUUAAAGAAGUUUGCCCAAAACUGCUUGGAGGAAUGGGUCUUUGCUAGUGACCUGAAGGGAAACAGGUUCUUAGUCUUCAUGUAAAUUUUCACUGUACCUGUCAGCAUUAUAAAAUUAUUUUAGUUUCCAUACAGUUAGAUAAACCAGUUAAGUUUACCUUGCCUGUAUGCAGAUGUGGGACAUCGCUGGUAGCUGUUGGGGUGUGUGAUGUGAAGAAUCAGUGCAAUUACACUGACUGGCCUUUGCUGUAAGGCACAUCCGCCGUAAUCAGCACCCCUGUUGCUGCAGGGUUGAGUGGAGUAGGGCAGGAAAAGAAAGCUUCUUAACUUUGUUUAUAGGAAAUUUGUAACGUGGCCUUUCUGCUUUUACAGUUCCAUAGAUCUUGUGGUGACUCUUUGAUAAAAGUUUUUGGUUUUUUUUUUGUAAAAGGAAAAGGAGUAACCACUUCAAGCUUGCACAGGGAUUCUGAGCAGAAACUUGUCUGUCAGCAGCGCACAGAAAUAUUCAGGAACUCCUGGAGUUGCCUUUUGCUCUUUAAGCAAAAUCUUACACUUAUAAAAGGUGAAUUUUAUUUAAAAGACUGUAUACGGGUUCAUUUUGUUUUUUAAAUGAAAAAUAUUUAAUUUUUUCCUGUAAGUAUUUAUGUUUGUCCGUACUUAGCCAUGUCUUGCCUAGCUACAUAAGGUGAGAGUGAAAGGAGGGGGUGCUAUUUUGGUCUCCAGUGAUCUGAGACAGGUUCUGCUAGGUAUCUGGAACUUGCAGGGAAAUGAUGAGUUGAUGAAAGAUUAGACAGUUUGGUAUCAACAGAGAAGUGUGUAGCCUGUCAAAGUAUGUCCAUUCUGUGUGUUUAGUGUGGGAAUACAUGUAAGUUACAGAAGGUAUUAACGCUGUGUGACUAACUGGCUUCAUUAGCUAACUCCAGCCAUUGGAUCAUUCUGUGUGUUAGCAGAGUAGCUAAUCAGCUAAAGCAGAAUUCCUCUAAUCUAAAAGCAUAUAAAUUAAAUGCAUGUUUCUCUUUGGGAUGCUUCCAUAUUCCAUAGCCCAACAAUAUAAAGUGGUUCAGUUCAAACAAUGCUGUGGAUGUCGAGAGGUUGGUUGGCUUGUUUUCUGUAGAAUGAGAUUUAUCAUCAGAUACUUUUACAUAAGGCAAAAAGAAAAUGGAAGAGCCUGUAUUCCACUGUGUUUGUGUGUUUACCCAGUUGGUCAAUGCUGUGGUGCAUUUGUUGAAAUUCUGUCAUGCAUUUAUACCUUUGGAUGGUCAUGGAUUACAUUUUGUAAUACAUCCCUAACUUGCAGCAACAGAGAAAAUUCAUACUUCUUCUAAGUUUACCAUUUUGUGCCAAAACCUAGAAGAUAAACUUUUUUCUAAAAACAUGUGUUUCUGAAAACAUUUUAGAAGUCGCCAUCAUUCUAGGACCUGAUUUGGCUUCUGUUGUCUCUUGUAAGAGAGGUGAAAAACUUGCAUGACUAAAAUAGCUAAGAUCCUGCACCAGACCUUUUGUUUGAGUGGGAGGUAAACCUAGAAGGAAUGGAGAAUUGCAUUUCAGCAAGGUUCUGUUAUCUUGCAGGUUUGAGUCAAAAACAGAUGCUAGAAAGGACUUACCUAUGCUUGUGAAAGUCACAAGAGACAGAAGGAAAUUCUUGUUGUAUUUACCUGUAUUCCAACUGUCUUAAACAAAGCACAAACUUAAAGCUUUCUAGUUUCACUGUUUGUUUUUGAUAAACUCAGUGAUACCUGCAUGCUCAAAAUGCCUCUGGUCAAAGUUAAAUGUCUGCUGCAGUCAAACAGCAGCAGAGAAGGAAGGAGAAUAAUUGGGUUUGGGCUUCAUUUGGCUGUUACAUGAGGGGAUUAUACACAAUGUUUAACAGUCUGGGAUUUUCAUGGUAUUUUUUCAUCUGCUUUUGCACUUACUGUUGUUUCAUAGUGGAAUGUAAAUUUGAUAAUAAACAUGUAUAACAUGCCAUUUUCCAGUA